Messenger RNA from Olea europaea var. sylvestris, 1976 nucleotides. Its product is annotated as O-glucosyltransferase rumi homolog. The transcript has 6 exons. The coding region runs from base 364 to 1815 and encodes 483 amino acids. Lineage: Eukaryota; Viridiplantae; Streptophyta; Magnoliopsida; Lamiales; Oleaceae. The record is from RefSeq and is a predicted model, not a curated record.
AACAGAUGAACAUUGCCGAAUAAACAAAUAAUAUUCGACGAAUAAACCAAAACGUACAUGUAAAGGUCGAUAUGUUGAUUUAGAUAAGAAUCAAAAUAAAAAAGUUAUUAAUUAAUCCCAGCAAAUAUACUGAACCAAACAGAGCAUUAAUGUCCGCAGUUUGCCCUUUCAUGCAUGCAUGCUCAGAUACACGCACUGAAUUGACCAUGUUUGUGGCGUAGAGUAGGAAGUGGAAAAGCCGCUACACAUAGUAUUCCCACGUGGGUUCAUGUAAAAUUCGUUUGCCCGCAAUCCUAGAAUCUUAAUUCCUACUACGAUGGAGUGUGAAAACAAAGAUACAGAGAAUGGAUACAUACAGAUUUUAUGGUUUAUCUUCCGAUGAAGCGGCCAUUGACCACCAGAUACAGCCACUAUUCAACAAAAAUGGGACAGUUCUUCAACACCAAGAUUAUAGCCUUCUUUUCUGUCUUAAUUCUGCUAAUUCUUGAGGUAGAUAGAUUUGCUUCACAAACCAAAACUCUAGUGGGACACAAUUUGGAACCAACGCCAUGGCAUAUCUUCCCUCCCAAAUCAUUCGAUGAAGCAUCCAGAUACUCGAGGGCUUCAAAGAUUAUCCAGUGCUCUUAUCUCAGUUGUGGUCGAGCCACAGCUGCCGCGGCCAUCCCAAAAAAUAUACAACCCCAACUCAGUAAUAAUUGCCCAGAAUUUUUCAGCCACAUACAUCAGGACUUGGAGCCAUGGAUGAAAUCCAAGAUCUCGAUAGCACACAUAAAUGAGGCUCAAAAAUUUUCCUCCUUUCGGAUUGUGAUUGUCGGAGGGAAACUUUAUGCUGAUUUUUACUACGAUUGUGUGCAGAGUCGGGCAAUGUUUACAGUGUGGGGAUUGUUGCAGCUUCUCCGGCGGUAUCCUGGGAGGAUACCGGAUGUGGAUUUGAUGUUUGAUUGCAUGGACAAGCCUACGAUCAAUAGGACUGAACAUUCUUCUCAGCCAUUGCCGCUGUUCCGGUAUUGCACGACGCGCGAUCACUUUGAUAUUCCAUUUCCUGAUUGGUCUUUCUGGAGCUGGCCAGAAGUGAAUAUAGCACCAUGGAAUGAAGAAUUUGAGAGCAUUAAACAAGGCUCUCGUGAACGAAGUUGGGCGGAGAAGUGGCCUGUCGCAUACUGGAGAGGAAACCCGGAUGUUUUUUCUCCUGUUCGCUUGGAAUUACUCCAAUGCAACAACACUGAAAUGUGGGGUGCACAAAUAAUGCGUCAGGACUGGGGAAAAGCAAUAGAAAGUGGUUUUAAGGACUCUAAGUUAUCGAAGCAGUGUGACUAUCGGUACAAGAUCUAUGCUGAAGGAUAUGCUUGGUCAGUAAGCUUGAAAUACAUUUUAUCUUGUGGCUCUCUUCCUUUAAUAAUAACUCCAGAAUAUGAAGAUUUCUUUACAAGGGGUCUCAUUCCAAAGAAAAACUUCUUGCCUGUUCCUAAAACUGGGAUUUGCCCAGCUAUUAAAUCUUUCGUUGAUUGGGGCAAUAAGCAUUCAUCCCAGGCAGAAUCGAUUGGGAGAGCAGCGCAAGAUUUCAUGGGAAAUUUGAGCAUGGAUCGUGUCUAUGACUACAUGUAUCAUCUCAUUACAGAGUACUCGAAGCUGCAAGAUUUCAAGCCUGUUCGACCAUCCAAUGCUUUAGAAGUAUGUGUGGAUUCUGUCUUCUGCUUUGCCAAUGAAAACCAAAGGCAAUUUCUUGAAAGGUCAUUUGCCUUCCCCUCGUCAGCUCCACCAUGCUCACUUCUGCCACCUCCGUCGAUCUCAACAAGGCAGGGAGAGAAAAAAUAGGACUAUUUUUAGUAAAUAUUCAACUGAGAUUAGCUUAAAAUACAUAGAAUAGCCGAAGUAGUUGGAAGUUUUGAUUUCGUGUAUGUAGGCAUUUUUGGAGUACGUUGGCAAGCAGUUUUGGUCUAUGCUCUACACAAAAUUUUGACCAUUUUCUUUUUCAA